Pseudozyma hubeiensis SY62 is the source of this 648-nucleotide messenger RNA. RefSeq lists its product as hypothetical. Lineage: Eukaryota; Fungi; Basidiomycota; Ustilaginomycetes; Ustilaginales; Ustilaginaceae. The transcript has a single exon. The record is from RefSeq and is a predicted model, not a curated record. The coding region runs from base 1 to 648 and encodes 215 amino acids.
AUGGCGGUCAAAGAGCCGCCCGAGGGCAAAGUCGAUGAACCAAAGCCGCCGGCACGUUUGGGUCGUGGUGGCAGCAUCUCGUGCUGCAGCAAUGGACGCUCGUUCGAGAAGAAGCUCUCCCAUGCGACAUUGGCGAUCGAUGAGGGUGGCGGAUUGGCGGGUGCUGUUCCGGCUUCAGCGAGACGGGAAGCGCUGACCCUGGCCUUGACGAGAGGAGAUGGAGACGCCGAGUCCAAGCGCUUCUCUGCAGAAGCAGCAUUGGACGAAGAUGAAGAGGAGGAUGCGGCCGAGUUGCUGCUUCCAGAUGAUGCCGAGUUGCCGCUGUUCGAAGCAGACGAGUUACCAGAGGAUUUGGACGACGAGGAAGAAAGCACCGACGAAGAGACACGACGAGAUGCUGAUCGAGUCGAACGUGGUCCGCAGCUCGAAAUGAAGCCUCUAGCUGACGCGGAUAUCGGCACAGCUGAGGGGCUGGCUAUCGCCGCGACGGCGUUCUUGUGCGAGCUCGCCUGCCUGAGCAGAGCCCGAGCGUGGACGGAGCGACCGCGCAUCUUGAGCUACGUCUGCCUGGAUGUGCACCAACAGAUCCCUUGGUGCCUGUACUGCAGAGCUGUUGAUCAGAUUGCCGGGGCGCUGAAGAGGUACUGA